CUUAACCACUCUCGUUUCAUCUAUUAUCGAUGUUUGAAUUUAUGUGAUCACUCUCCUUAAUAUUGUAUGAUUUUGUCUCGGAAUAAAAAUAUUUCUGAGGAACUAAAAUCCUUUCUUUGCUAACCUCUUGCAAAUCUUUUCAAUCUUUUAAUUGCUUUGCGACAGAAUACGGGAGUGAAUACGAGAAUACGAAAACGAGAAGACUGAUUAACGACUCUUACCUUGUGAGACUCGCUGAAAUGGGAGGACUGAAUUGGAGCAAUUGCGUUGAAAAUUGAAACCUCAGUCAGAAGGCGAAAUACUUAGGAGUAUUCAAGAGCAUUAGGACGCCAAGGCCAACAAUUGACCCGGAGAUUCAAACACUUUGCGAAGAUACAUACCUGGAAGUUGGAUGGUGAGCCAUCAAGUAGGCCGGUCAACUUGAGCAUUUGCUUCGGGGAGAACGAAAGGACCAAAAAUCAUACAAAUGAGAAUCGAAAGAAUAAUUAGAACUACCAUCAGCGACACAGGUUGUGCCAUCUAGAGGAACCGUUCACUUGCAGUGUAUCAUUCAAGUUCUCAAAGUUUUUAAAAUUGGCAACUCACUGUCAAGUCAAGUCAAAUCAAAUCAAAUCAAAUCAAAUAAAAUCAAAUCAUCAAGGUACUUUCCGACUCCUAAGCUCUGUCACGUACCGAUAUUAUUCUUCACAAUGCCACAUAUCACAACAGCAAUGGAGUGGAGUAGGAGGAGGGGAAUUGGAGAAAUAUUGGUGGCAAGUUUACUUCAAAAAAGGUCAAUUACUGGAGAUGCAUCAAAUGUGAAAAACUCUUUUAGUUCAUGGUCAAAUUGUAUGGCAGCUACAUACUGCAAGUUCGUCGCCCCUUCUCCUGUGCCACAUUUUCGUAUCAUUCCUACAUCAAAUCCAAACUAACCUUGACCCUUCAGAUGGCCUGUCAUAGCAAUAAUCAUCAUCGUCGGCUUAACCGUUUUCUCCAUCGCUUGGUGUAUAAUAAGAUGUGCUUGCUGUGGCAUGUCCUGUUGUUGCACCUGCUUCUCUUUCCUUAAAUGUUGCGAUUGUUGCGGUGGCUGUUGCGAUGGUAAAAGGGACCGCCCUCACAAACACCUCGACGAUUAUCCUCCUCCAAAUCCAAAUCCGAAUCCGAAUCAAGGCUACCAAGCUCCGGCCCCAAUGAUGGGCGGCGCUCUUCCUGCUAGGCCGGAACCACCAAAAUACGCACAAUUCGAAGUAGGAAAAAAUGGUCUCGCUGUCGAUCCACCGAAGACAAUCUCAGAAGAUGCAUUACCACCUAUGCCGAUAUGGGAAAGUGCAAGUCAGAGGCAUGUGAAUGAUGAGGAGAAAGAUGAGAUGGGUAUGGAAUUGACAGAAUUGGAUCCUGUUACGGGUCAGAAUAUGCCAUCCAUGGCUGGAGGUGUUGUCAGCAGUCAUCCCAACAGCCCAGCAAAUGGACAAGGGGAAAGCGCUUAUGGAAGACAAGGUCAGGGUGUGAAUAAUGGUUUCAUGAAUUCUCAGGGCUUUUAUAACCAAAGUCUGAACAACCGACCUGGAAAUGGAAGAGGUUUUGCGCCAGGAGGAUCACCAAAUCCAGGGAUGGUUACUGAUCCGCUCAUGGCUUAUAGAGGGACACCACCUCCAAUUGCUUCAAAUAAUCAACUGGAUGGAAUGGGAUACAGAGUUACACCGGGUCCAGGAUUAGCAACGGGGAUUGGAGAAGCAGGUAUGGGAUAUAGAGGAACGCCUCCACCAGGCAAUCGAGGAUACCGUGGUGCACCAUCACCUGCCCCGGGAAUUAAUCUUGGCCCAGGGCAAUACAGGGGCGGGCCAUCUCCAGCGCCAAGCAGAGGAUAUGGCGAAUCACCACGAAAUGAUGACUUUGAACCAGCUAUGCCACAGGAGUUUCCUUUCAACAGCGGUUUCAAUGAUACACCUGUUUCCGGAUAUGCUCAAGUAGAACCAACGUAUGACAAUCGACCAUACCCAUCUCAACCAUCACGUCAAUUCUCAAAUGAUUCCUCGAGACCACUUGUCCCAGGGAGAUCAUAUACCAACAACACCGACCAGUCAUACCAGUCAUACCAAUCCUACCAAUCAGACAAUUCCUCCAAUGUUGGUACAUAUCCUCCACCACUCAUGCCUUCCAGGGGAACCGGACAAAACGGACCGAACAGAGUGACAUCGCCGAGCCCGCAAAACGGAAAUUAUGGGGGACUGCAGCAAAGAGAAUUUGACAAUCGAUCUCCCGUACAACAACAGCCUAUGUUUGGACAAGGACAAGGACAAGAUUAUUACGACCACGGCGACCAGAGAAAUAUGACGAGGAGUCCUCAGCAGCAGGAGACGUCAGCCUAUCCGGGAUACAGACCUUAUGUCCCUGAGCCGGAGACACCAGCUUACCCAGGAUACAAACCCUACACGCCAGAACCGAGAUAUUGAUGAAUGGUUAGAAUGAUAAGUGGUUAGGGGAAAGUGAUGUACAAAUUAAGCGGUGGAAUAGGAUAUUUGCGGAGUACACCAAACUCUAAAUAUUGUAAAUUUCAAAGUCCCUCGACAUGUAGAACUUCUACCCUACGCCGGCAGUGGUAUAGAAUGCCGUUCAUGUCCCUUUUUCUUAACAAGUACCCCAUAAGGAAUUCUCCUCCGCUUCUUAGGCCUCGAGUUUAAGCUUGAAUUGAAUUUCAGGAAAUUGGACUUUUUAUACCUCCACGCAAAAUUUAACUCUAUCCCUCAAGGGGGUCCAAUCAAUGAGAGUUUAUGUAUCGAUGGUUUAAUAUACUCCAGUACACAAUCCUUUGUCAAGUUCCCUGGUAUUUAUGAUCUACGAUCUUUUAAGUACUACCAUUGAACCUGUCAAACACAGACCAUGAAAACGUUACUUCGGCGUCUCAUAACGCGGGAUCCGGCUCCGUACUCGUUGUUAGGAUAUAACAUGGCAGAUCAACUCUAAUGGGGAUAUAUAUCAUUUCACUCGUGCGAUAAUGAUAAAUCAACACUCUUCAUGCGCACAACUACAAUCCUUUCAUGGCGAGCAAUGCACGGAAUAGGUUCUUGAAGGGGUCCUGGCUUUAAAAGUCCGAUUCGAAAUUCAGUAUCCUCAAAUUCUAGAUUACUCAAAUCUGAUCUUGCCAGUACUCAAAUGUAAAGAUAAAUUCCGAUCGAUAUCCUGAAUUGACGGCAUACUUGAUGCUUCAUCUCAAAGUUCGACAUUCCCUUCGUUCCUUUUUGGCCUAUCCUUCUUCUGCAGAAUCUCUUUAUACCGCAAAUUUGCCGUUUCGAACGAUUUGCAAUAGGCAUAUUUUCAUUGUCCAUAGUUUCAGCCCUUCAUGUUGGGCAGUUUUGCGAUGAGGUAGACGGGUUCCCAAUGAAUCGAAGGUCUAGUGAGGCUAGAUCACAUUGGUUCCAGGCUAGGGAUAUAAUACUCUGGUUUUGCUUGGAGGUUACUGAUAGCUUCCGGGCUUUACAGAAUAUUACAGGGUGAAGAAAAUCUAGGAGUAACUUGAUACUUGCUGGUUUUGGUUAAAUUGCCCAGGCGGCAUAUUAAGCUCAAUCUGGCAAGUACGAUUGUGGGUGUACUAUAUAGUCAGGAAUCGUAGCCCCAAUAAUAAGACAUCCCUUUUCACAUUAUAG
Sclerotinia trifoliorum is the source of this 3623-nucleotide messenger RNA. Lineage: Eukaryota; Fungi; Ascomycota; Leotiomycetes; Helotiales; Sclerotiniaceae. The record is from the annotation of a GenBank genome assembly.